AUGCAAGUGAAUACGCAAAUACUGGUGCUCGUUCUACUCAGCUUGAGUACAUUCCAAUCAGGCAGUGUUUGUGCAGACAAAGACGUCGUUGUCUACACGAUCGGACCAACUGUGAGCUGGCAAAGGCGAUGUGAGACCACACCAUCCGUUGUGGUGCCACGACAACCGAAUGUGAUGUUUGAAGCGACCGGGCAAAUCAAACAAUGGUUGCUUGACAAUUUGAUCCGAUCCGUUUGUACUGUGUCAAACAAUCUGUUUGCCGUGUAUGUCAGUUCGGCUAGCUCAUCGCAGAGCUACUCGGCUCAGGUGGUCCGUAUCGAUCCGCGUCAGUUCACCCGAUGGAACACAACUUUAUUGAAUCCGUUCGGUGUGCCCAAGCUCCCGACUCAAACGCUCUAUUUGUUAUUCAGCAACCAACAACUGCCCGUAGUCAGAGAUUCUGACAAAUUGAAUCUAGGUACAAUGCCUGAGCUCACUCUGUUCAUCCCGUUGGUCGAUCUGAGGGCGACACUGGACACCGCGUACCAACAAUGCGUGAAUUCGAUUGGAAAACCUGGGUUCAUUGAGCCUCGGUGCGCAUGUUGUUCGCGUUUGGAUUCGUUGAAUAUUCUGGUUCGUUUGACAACUCCGCCGAGUGUCACCAGUACCUGA
Molecule: messenger RNA, 651 nt
Organism: Echinostoma caproni
Lineage: Eukaryota; Metazoa; Platyhelminthes; Trematoda; Plagiorchiida; Echinostomatidae
Source: the annotation of a GenBank genome assembly